This is a messenger RNA of Photinus pyralis (common eastern firefly), 762 nucleotides long. RefSeq names its product elastin-like. Lineage: Eukaryota; Metazoa; Arthropoda; Insecta; Coleoptera; Lampyridae. The transcript is spliced from 2 exons. The record is from RefSeq and is a predicted model, not a curated record. The coding region runs from base 1 to 762 and encodes 253 amino acids.
AUGAAAUACUUAGCAGUGGUUUUUUCGUUUGCGGCUUUGGCUGCAGCUCGGCCUGAGUUGCCGUCUGGAAGUUACUUGCCAACUGGAGGGCAUAUUGGCUCGUUCGAGUCGUCUGGCAGCCAUAUUAAUGGGAUAAGCGGUGGAUUUGGUGGAAUUGGAGGAAUCAGUGGAAUCGGAGGAAUUGGUGGAAUUGGCAGUAUUGGUGGAAUAGGAGGUAUUGGUGGUUUCCAACAAGAUCAGAAACACGUCUACUUCUACGCCGCCCCCGAAGAGGAGCACGCAUCCCGCUUGCGUAUCAAUAUCGUACCAAACUCCCAGAGGAACACCAAGAUCAUCUUCGUGAAAGCGCCAAGUUACGGUGGCGUCGUCCCAGAAGUUAUCGCUCCACCAUCCUUGUCGGAAGACAAAACUUUGGUUUACGUCUUGGUCAAAAGGCCACAAGACGGCGGACAAAUUACUAUCCCAGCCGGUGCCGGUGUUAAACAGGCCAAACCCGAAGUUUUCUUUAUCAAAUAUAAGUCUCAACACGACGCCGAAGCCGCCAUCCGUGGAGGACUUAAUGGACAAGCUGUCGGUUCGUCGGUUUCUGAUCUCGGCAACGAAUCCAGCUUUGUCAGAACUUUGGCUUCUGGUUCUCAUGGUCAUGGUGCCAUUGGCGAUAGUGGUUUCGGUGGAGGAUUUGGACACAUUGGAGGUGGAAUAAUUGGAACGGGAGGAGCGGGGGCAAAAUUUGGACCGGCUGGUGAAAGUGGACCGUAUUAA